Molecule: messenger RNA, 1818 nt
Organism: Fibroporia radiculosa
Lineage: Eukaryota; Fungi; Basidiomycota; Agaricomycetes; Polyporales; Fibroporiaceae
Exons: 8
Coding region: 1-1818 (605 amino acids)
Biological process (GO): protein dephosphorylation
Cellular component (GO): cytoplasm; protein phosphatase type 2A complex
Molecular function (GO): protein phosphatase regulator activity; protein binding
Source: RefSeq, a predicted model, not a curated record
AUGGAUCCAGGAUUUUCGACGGAUGAUAUUGCUCCGAUCGCCAUCCUUAUGGAUGAGUUACGUUCGGAGGAUGUUCAACUUCGACUGAACGCCAUUCACCGCAUUUCAACAAUCGCCCUCGCCCUUGGCCCAGAACGCGCUCGCGGCGAGCUUAUACCUUUCUUGCAAGAAUCUGUCGAUGAUGAGGACGAGGUCCUGCUUGCCUUAGCUGAGGAACUUGGUAGAAACUUUGAGGAGUACAUCGGUGGCGCCGAGUACGCUCAAUUGCUGCUCGGACCCCUGGAGAAUCUCUCUGCGGUCGAGGAGACGCUUGUCAGGGACAAGGCUGCAGAAUCCAUUACCAAAGUAUCUGAGGUAUUGAACUCGAGUCAAAUAGAGCAAUACUACCUUCCUCUAGUACAGCGGCUGUCGCGUGGCGAGUGGUUCACGUCGCGCACUUCCUCAUGUGCCUUGUAUGCGCCGGUGUAUGACAAAGUUGGGACCGCAAUGCAAGAUGACUUGCGCCGAGCUUUUGCUUCUCUAGGAACGGACGAUACCCCGAUGGUGCGGCGAGCGGCAGCGAAAUGGCUUGGGCCGUUUAUCAAGAAGCUGUCGAAGCCUCACGUUCUAGCAGAUGGACUGGCCGUCUACCGGAGACUGCAGUCGGAUGAUCAAGAUUCUGUCCGCCUUUUGACCGUAGAGGACCUGAUCGCAAUUGCCCAACAUUUGACACCGGCAGAAGUCAAGGACUUGUUACUCAAGCAAAUUCGACAAACCAUUACUGACAAGAGUUGGAGAGUACGAUAUAUGGCAGCCAGUCAUUUUAACGAGCUCGCAGAGACAGUGGGACAGGAGAUGGUGAGAGAGGAGCUGAUCGGACACUAUGUUCAGCUUCUAAAAGACAAUGAAGCUGAAGUUAGAACUGCCGCAGCUGGACAGAUCCCAGGGUUUUCCAAGCUGCUCGAAAAGGAAGUGAUACUGGCACGUAUUGUGCCUUGCGUGCGAGAUCUUUGUCAAGACACCUCUCAACAUGUUCGCGCAGCCCUAGCUAAUCAAAUAAGCGGACUUGCACCGCUCCUAGGCAAGGACGCUACAAUCGAACACCUGUUGCCCCUCUUUCUCCACCUUCUCAAGGAUGAGUUCCCUGAGGUGCGGUUAAACAUUAUCAGUAAACUCGAGCAGGUCAAUACUGUGAUCGGGAUUGAACUCCUGUCGGAGAGCUUGCUUCCUGCAAUUGUCGAGCUUGCCGAAGACAAAUCGUGGCGCGUGCGGCAAGCCAUCAUUGAGUAUAUACCUCUCCUUGCGAACCAGCUGGGGAAGCCUUUCUUCGAUGAGCAACUAGGAAAUCUUUGUAUGUCAUGGCUGGGAGAUACAGUGUUCAGCAUUAGAGAAGCUGCGAUCGUCAACCUUAAGAAAUUGACGGAGGUAUUCGGUGUAGACUGGGCCAAGGUUCAGAUCGUACCCAAGGUGGUUGGCAUGGGUCAACACCCGAACUAUUUGUAUCGAAUGACCACAGUACAGGCAAUUACGGUCAUUGCACCUUCAUUCACUCUCGAGAUCGUUCGUGGCGACAUACUCGAGACCCUGCUGCAACUAGCCAAUGAUCCUAUACCUAACAUCAGGUUCAACGUUGCGAAGGCUCUUGAGGUCUUGGGGACGACAUUCGGUGACCGUGCUGAAGGUCGGCAAUUGAUUGAGCAGAAGGUUUUCCCAGUCUUGGAGAUGCUGAAGAACGAUCAAGACGCUGAUGUGCGAUUCUUCGCUGCACGUGGGCUACAGAAAACUCACGAGGCGGGAGGUAAGCUUUCACUAGCCGCUGCUGGACUAAAACAACCCUGA